AUGGCCGACAUCAAAGCCCCGUCAGACAACGCCAUAAUUGUCGAUCGAGAAUGCUACUGGGAUUGCUUCCCAGAAGAGGACGCAGAAACACAAGAGUUCUACAGACAAUCAAUAGAACAUUGCGGUCCCGACCGACACCGUUAUACCGAAAGAAAUCUUGACACCAAAACGAUGCUGGCCGCCUAUCGAUUCGGCCUUGAAAUGAGCCGCGCGCGGUGCGCCGACUUUCGCGACGCCAUCAUGGAUGCACUAGCUGAGAAUUUCGACGCGCAAACAGGCUCUGAUAUAGGCUUGUUUCAUGGCGUCUUCAAAGCGGUGGAGAACGUGCCUAAUUCCAACCUGGAACGCCUUCUCGCCUUUCAUAUCGCGCUGAGCACGGAUCCCGGAUGCUUCAACUCCAUCUUGGCCAGAACAAACAAGCAAUUUUUGCACCACGUCCACGAACAGAUAAAGACAUUCCCCAAAGGAGUGCGCUACUACGAUAUCUGGGACGACUUCAUGCUCAACAACCGCUGCAAAUUUCAUGAGCAUCCGACCGGAAGAUGCUGGAGGCCGGCAGAAUCGGGGCCCGAAGUCGCGCCACCGGAACAUCCAGAGGCGGUGGCAAGGCGGGCACGGAUGUGGAAAGCAAAGGAGGUUGAAGAGGUGGAUCUUGGGGACAUUGACUGGUUUAGGCUCUAG
Messenger RNA from Alternaria conjuncta, 681 nucleotides. RefSeq lists its product as uncharacterized. Bases 1 to 681 code for a protein of 226 amino acids. The transcript is spliced from 2 exons. Lineage: Eukaryota; Fungi; Ascomycota; Dothideomycetes; Pleosporales; Pleosporaceae. The record is from RefSeq and is a predicted model, not a curated record.